Molecule: messenger RNA, 426 nt
Organism: Phytophthora infestans T30-4
Lineage: Eukaryota; Oomycota; Peronosporomycetes; Peronosporales; Peronosporaceae
Exons: 2
Coding region: 3-353 (116 amino acids)
Molecular function (GO): phenylpyruvate tautomerase activity
Source: RefSeq, a predicted model, not a curated record
UCAUGCCGUUCGUCCACGUGACAAGCAAUGUACCCAAGACCGAUGUAGAUGUCCCCAAGGCGCUGCGUGCGCUUUCUAACGCCUUGUCGGACGCUCUGGGGAAGCCUGAGGCCUACGUGAUGGUGCAGCUGGACCUGGAUAUGCCUAUGAUCUUCCAGGCUUCCGACGCUCCGUGCGCCUUCAUUCACAUUCGCAGUAUUGGCCGUAUCGGACCCGACCUCAACCCCAAGACAGCUGCAUCUCUGACCGCCACGGCGGCUAAAGCGCUCAAACUCCCUUCGGACCGAGUCUUCCUCAACCUGGACGACCUGGACGCUACCAACUGGGGCAUGGCUGGUAACAUUCUCGGUUAAACAGUGAGCCUCCAAUCCUGGUUAGUGAAGGUGAGCCAGCUAACCAAAAUAGUAGUACUGUUUAGACCAUGUA